AAGUAUUUUUCAUUCAAGAAGUCAUCUACUGAGGGGGUGACUGCAGGUUUGAUGGUUUCCAGCUUCUCUGUAUUCUGUCUGGAGCAGUAAAAAAAUCUGGACUUCUAACCUUCAGCAGCAUCUUAAUUGCAAUGCAGAUAAAAAAUUUGUAUUUGCAUAAACUCCACAGCAUUCAUCAAACCCACUCUAUUAACUGAUUCUUACCAGAUAUUGAGUGACUUCUUACUUUGUUACAGUAGACAUUAAAUCUUCGCAAUAAUUGCUUGAUAUUUAGUAAUAGUUGGUUACCGGAUAAAUGCUCGAUUUUGACAAGUGCAUGUGGAUAAUAUUAUGUGAUAGUUUCGUAUUCUUAAGGAAUCCAUCACAGGAUUUUAGUGAACAUAGAACUUUUUAGUAACUGCUUAUAGUGCGUUAUAUUAGUAGCAUAUGGUAUGUUUGUGUGUGUAAUCAUAAUCUAGCGAUUACUUUCCUGUUCUCUCUCUCUUUUUUUUGUCUUCUUUCUAUCAUCAAGUCAAAGAAACAACAUGAAAGAGACCACCUUAUAAUCUGUCAAACUGAAAAUGUUCUUAUUCCGUAACUUUGAUUAUCCGUGCCAUUUGACUUGCUUAGGAGUUAAAUUGAUUAGGUAGAAUCUUAGAAUUAGCUUUAACUGAAUCGAUGGAUUGGCCACUCUUAUCAUUUAUUCACUUGGACCAUUAUUAGAGCUGUCCCUUAACUAAUCUUAUAUAGUAAUAGCUUUUAGAUAUAACCUGUGGCAUAUGUAGAGGCUCGACCAUCGCCCUCAUCUCAUCUCAUCUCAUUGUCAAAAGGAGAUUCGAAUGGCAAGUUUUCAGUCUUGAAGGCAUACAAGACAAGCAAAGAAAGCGUUCCAAUUCUUCGGAAUUCAGGCUUUGGACCUUUUAGCAAAACAAUGUAGAGGGCGGAAUUGUAUAGAUGCCAUUCAGUUGGAAAGAAAGAACUAUAUUAAUUGGAGCAGAUUUAUUUCCCUUAAUUCAAUUGCAUUAUGGUAGGCUGGUCUCAGAAUAGGCAUUUAGAGUUGGCCAUCUCGUAAUAAAGUUGAAGCCCAGCAGGCCAAGAUCCUCAUACCAAACUGAGCAGAAAGCUCAGAUGUCAAAUCCCUGAAACUGACAUUUUUCAGGAGAACAUCUUUCUGAUUUCGGAGAAAAUUUGGCUGCUUUCUGAUAAAAGGAAACAAUAUCGCAGAGCCCUGAAAUUGAUGGAAUACUUCCAAAAAAUGGCGGUGCAGAUGCAGCCUCAGGAAUUUGGGGUUGUCGAGGCGGGGAAAUUUCCAGAAAUGAUAGAAAGUCCUGAUGACCUGCAGCAGGAAUUUAUUUGCAAAGUGUAUUUGAUUAUAGCAAUUCAGCUGCUCCUCACCAUGAUUGGGGUUGUUGCAGUUGUCAUUUUAAUUCAACCUUUGGCUUACUCUCUUCGGAGUAGCAGUGUUGGAUUACCUUUCUACUUGGUCAUCUGCAUAGUGGGGAUCCUAGUAAUGUGUCUCUCGUACUGCUAUCACUUCGCCAGUUACAUGCUGCUUGGGGUAUUAACUGCUGCUCUUACAUUGCUGGUUGGAUUGUCCUGUGUAGUUGCUACCGGGAAGGCGAUUCUUGACUCUGUGAUUCUGACAAGUGUUAUUUCCGUGAAUCUAACUCUGUAUACAUUCUGGGCGGCAAGCAAAGGUCAUGAUUUUGAGUUCCUAGGACCCUUCUUGUUUUGCGCCAUUGCUGUGAUUAUAGUGCUUGCUUCAAUACAGAUUCUUUAUCCAUUGGGGAGAGUAUUCUUCAUGAUUUAUGGGUGCUUUGGUUCGAUCGCAUUCUGCGGCUACAUUGUAUGCGUUACUGACAGCCUAAUUAUAAAGAGCCACGCUUAUGAAAGAUACAUUUGGGCUGCUGUGUCUCUGUAUGUGGACUUGGUUAAUAUCUUCCUCUUGUUUCUUUCUAUAUAUAAGGCCGUUGAUUGCUAAGAUCAUUUUUGGUUUUACGAUCAGCAGUAUCGCCAAUUACAUAUCUGUAAACGUUAUCUUCUAGUUGAUAAAAAUACAAACUACUGUGCGAUUCAGAAUUU
Molecule: messenger RNA, 2061 nt
Organism: Ricinus communis (castor bean)
Lineage: Eukaryota; Viridiplantae; Streptophyta; Magnoliopsida; Malpighiales; Euphorbiaceae
Product: protein LIFEGUARD 2
Exons: 4
Coding region: 1217-1960 (247 amino acids)
Cellular component (GO): membrane
Source: RefSeq, a predicted model, not a curated record